UGGAAAUUCAAUGAUUUAUAAUCGUAAAAGAAAUUUAUUCGCCAGUGAAAGAAUCCAUUAACGAAAGAACAAUAAGUGCAAUAUGCAGUAUGCAGUACAAUGCCAAACGACGAAUCGAUAAAUUACAAUUUGAUCUCAGAAGAAGAGAUUACCGAUGAAAGAAUCAUCGAAUUAACUAUAAUUACUAUAGAAAAUAUUAUAAGAAACGAAGAUACAAAUGUGAUCAUAUCUGUGGAACAUAAUUCAAAUAUAUUGGGAGAAAGUAAUCCGAUCAAAAUCGAAGCUGGUAUCAAAGAACCACCACCUGUAUAUGAUGUUAAUUUUUCUAUUCAAAUUCCAGUAUUUAUUUCCGAUCGAAAUGCCAUUGAUCGUCUAGUUUCCACUCCAUUUUUAAGUAAAAUUUUUUGCGUUCGUUCUUGCUUUUCGAUUAUUAUGUUAAAUAUAUUUUUUUCUUUUCCUUUCUUUUUUGUUUUUCAAUUUAUAGUUACAGUAUCAAGCGUCAACAAAGACGAAAAUGUUACGCCUACUGUUGUGGAUACUGCGAGGACAAAAAAAUCGCGAAUUCCUUCUAAAAAGGAUUUUAAAUUAAAAAUUAUUGGAUUGUGCAAUGUCGACCUCAUGCCAAUUUUAUUAGGAGAGGAUUUAUUUAUGGAAAAAUUAAUUUUAGAAACAGCACAAUUUACAUUCGAUGGUAAUGCUGUGUCGUGGCCUAAUCUUCCAUGUUUAACGAUCAAAAUUAAACAAGAGCAAAAACCAUUUUUUCCUUCUGAUUUAGAAUUUAAUUUUCUAAACAUUACCAUAGAAAGUAUUUUUAAUCCAUUAUCUUCGUUCACUGAUAAUAUGGAUUACAAAGCUGGUACUAUUCUUUAUGGUGAACAAGAAGAUCCAGAAGCGAUAAUACACGGUGAUGGCAAAUUGAUUCAUGAUCGAGAUAUAGAAAAAAGUAAAUGUUGGAAAUCUUUGUCACAUUUAACAAGUCGCGCUAGAUUGUCGAAAUACAAACUAGCUUGUAAUUACAACGAUGUAAAGAACACACUUGCAGAGGAAUUAAAAUUGCAGAAUAUAGUGGAAAAAGAUGUACCGAGAAUACAGUGGAACACUAUGAGUCGUCACAUACUACAAAACGAUGACAUUAAAAAAUUGCAACGUCAAAUUUUCAAGUUAGAAUCAAUGUAUUGUUUAAGUACAAGAUAAUAAUUAAUAAUAUAUAUAUAUUUAUAUAGAUAUAAAUAUUGGCCAUUUCAAUUUAUGGUAACAGAAACGCAAAAUAAUAAAGUCAAAGUAAAAUUUGGAGAAAUGUCUAAGGUUUAUCAAUGUUACGUUGAUUUAAGCGAACUGUUAUUUCCUGGACAAAGAAAAACUCGAAUUGCAUCGCAAUUACAUACCUUUAAUGCAACUGAUCUUAUGGAAAAUACAGGAUUUGAGAAAAAUAUUUUUUUAAUAGAUACUGAAAUGAAAGAACCCAAAGAAAAAGAUAAACGUGGGAAAGCUUCGACGAAAAAUACAUCGGUAAUAACAGAAAUAGAAAUACUUGCGAGUGAACCAGUAGUCACAGAAAACAAUGAACCAGUAUUUGUAAUAAUCGAGAUCGAAAUUUAUCGUCCACUUGUUGCUUGUCGACUAGCUAAAGAUUUUUCUAAUUUGAUCCAUCAAUUGACAACACCAACAGAUAAAAAACCAUAUUAUCCAUAUUCCGCAGAUUUGACAAAGGAUCAAUAUACGAAAUGCAUCGAAACGUUAAUGAGAACUAUGACAGAAAGUUAUAGAGACGAAUUAACAUGUUUCAUUCAGUACUUGUACAAAACCGGGGCUUAUUUGUCUAUGUAUAAUGCAUUAAAGACAAAGGUUAUUUUACUUUUAGAUCACAAAUUUAAAUUACCAUCGUAUACUUUAAAUUUCUACGAAGAACAGGUAUCAAUAUUAAUUUUUUUCAAAAUCCAUGCUUAUAAUAGAUUUAAGAUCGAACGAUAUACAAUAGUGAACGCGUAUACUUAUUUGGUCGAACUUAUGCACACGAUCGUUAACAAAACUAUUGAAGUAAAUUUCUGGAGUGAUUCAAGGUCGAUCGUUUCUGAUUUAAAGAGAUUUUAUUUCUAUGCCGAUGAAGCUUAUGAAUUAGGUUACAUCGAAGAAGCAAGGAAAUAUUAUACUACCAUUAUCGAUAAAGAAAAAAAUGACCCUACUACGUGGACCAAUUACGCAGUAUUUUUAUUAACGAUAGGGGAUAUAGAACGUGCUGAGGAAUGUUGUCAAGAAGCGAUUAUUUUAAAUAAUCGUCACAAAAUCGCGUUAUUAGUCUACGCGGCAAUUUUAAUGGAAAAAAGACUCUUUCGAGAAGCUGAAAUUUUUUUCCGAAGUAUUACCGAUUUUUAUCCACUAUUUGCCGAAGGAUGGACGAUCUUGCAUUUAUUUUAUAUUCGUAUCGAAUAUUAUCCAGGAAUAGACAUUGCGAUUCGGAUAGCCAAGGAAUGCAUGGAAGACAAGAAUCGAGAUACAGAGAUCGAUGAUCGAGAACCUCUUGCGUGGUCGAUGAUCCAUUGUCCACAAGAUAAUAUAUACAUGAUAACAACAACGUUGUUACUUAAAUUUCAUCUUUACGACCUGGCUGGUAUAGCAUUGGCACAAGAAAUGUCACUGACAGGUAGAUCAACGUAUUUAUUAUAUUAUAUGGCAGUGCAACAUUAUCUCUUACACAGACACGACGAUGCUUUAUCUCAUUUGAAGGAAGCCCGAUGUCAAUACGGAAUGGAUUACUCGAUAGGUUGUUUGAUGGGACAUUGUUAUUUCCAAGAAGGUGAUUUCCAAGAAGCCAUAAAAUGUUAUGAAUUUGCUAAUAUGCUCUUUAACAGACCAGAUAAUAUUUAUCUUUUGCAAUUAAGGGUAGGACUAUGUUACGAAAAUAAAAAGGAAUACGAAAAGGCAAAGAAAGUAUUUUUAAACGCCUGCCAGACUUCACCGACGAGUCAAAGCUGGCUUCAUGUUGGAAUUUCAUUUUAUGAACUGAAUCAAUUAAAGGAAGCUGAAGUAGCUUUGAUAGAAGCGAACAAGAUCGAUAAUUGCAAUGUAGAUGUUUGGGGAUACUUGUGCUUAUUGAAUCUUUCUCUUAACCGAUACGAAGAAUUUGCUCAAUGUUACAGACAGGCUAUCAAGUAUAAUCUCAAAAAUGAAAAAUUAUUGAAUGCGAUAAAAGAAUCCAUGGAACGAUUGAAUUAUGAAGUAGAAAUUUUACAAGUCACGUGAAAUGGUGUAAAGUGUGAAAUGGUAAAGUUUAGGAACAAAGAGAUCGUUAGUAUGUCUUC
Messenger RNA from Vespula vulgaris, 3299 nucleotides. RefSeq names its product cilia- and flagella-associated protein 70. Gene Ontology annotation, biological process: cilium assembly; cilium movement; RNA processing. Gene Ontology annotation, molecular function: protein binding. NCBI's taxonomy places the organism in Eukaryota, Metazoa, Arthropoda, Insecta, Hymenoptera, Vespidae. The record is from RefSeq and is a predicted model, not a curated record. Gene Ontology annotation, cellular component: motile cilium; extracellular exosome.